AUGCAGGACUCACCCCGAAGGUGGUCAGCGGCAAGUAUUUUUAGCAACUUUUUCCAGGGUCGGAGGCAUUCUUCCUCUGAUCCCCUUCUUCGCAUAAUCCAGAGGCGCCGGAGCUCAGUUGUAGAGGUACUGUCAUCAUCAACUCACCGGGUUAUGGUGGCCAUAUCAUCUCUGAGCCCUGAGGAGCUGAAUGCAACUUUUCCUGAAAAAAAAAGGAGUUCAAGGCGUCCAACGGCAAAAUACACUAAAGUAGGCGAGCGCCUUCGCCAUGUCAUUCCUGGUCAUAUGCAGUGUUCAAUGGCAUGCGGCGGCCGUGCUUGCAAGUAUGAAAAUCCUGCUCGAUGGAGUGACCAAGAGCAAGCCAUUAAAGGGCUCUACUCUUCUUGGAUAACAGAUAACAUAUUGGCUACAGCUCGACCCUCAACAGAAUUAAUUGAAAAGUACAACAUUAUUGAACAAUUUGAAAGAUGCAGCAUAAAAACCAUAAUUAACCUUCAGCGUCCUGGGGAGCAUGCGAGCUGUGGGAAUCCACUGGAACAAGAAAGUGGCUUCACCUACCUUCCUGAAGCUUUCAUGGAGGCUGGAAUUUAUUUUUAUAAUUUUGGAUGGAAGGAUUAUGGAGUGGCAUCUCUCACUACUAUACUUGAUAUGGUAAAAGUCAUGGCUUUUGCCUUACAGGAAGGGAGAGUAGCUGUUCAUUGUCAUGCCGGACUUGGUCGGACAGGUGUUCUAAUAGCUUGCUAUUUAGUUUUUGCAACAAGAAUGACCGCUGAUCAAGCAAUUCUGUUUGUUAGAGCAAAAAGGCCUAAUUCUAUUCAGACUAGAGGACAGCUGUUAUGCAUCAGAGAGUUCACGCAGUUUUUAAUUCCUCUGAGAAAUGUAUUUGCUUGCUGUGAUCCCAAGGCACACACAGUGACACUGUCUCAGUACCUGACCCGUCAGAGACACCUGCUCCACGGUUAUGAGAGCAGGCAUCUCAAACAUGUGCCAAAACUUAUUCAUCUAGUUUGCAAACUGUUGCUAGACUUGGCUGAAAACAGACAGGUGAUAGAGGCAGAACUGUUAAAUAUACCAGAUCUCUCAGCUGAAAUUGAAGAGACUGUUUCUCAGUUGGUCUCUACACAGCUAGAUAAAGAGCUAGAAAGACAGGACAGUGAUACAUCUGACUCGUUCUCCCAAACUCACUCAGCUACUUUUGAGACCCACAAUGCUCUUUUCUCCUUGGCACAUGCAUAUGAUCCUCUUUGGAAAAGAAGGAAUGCCGAAUGCCUUCAGCCGUUCACUCAUGUGAAAAGGCGUCUGAGUUAUAGUGAAUCAGAUUUAAGGACAACUGAGUUUCUCUUAGAACAAGGAGAAACUGCAUGGACAGUACCUACUCAGAUAUUACUGCACAACAAAUUUCAGCAGAACCGUGGCGAGGAGUGUUCUGCUGCAGGUGGACAAAAGCUGCAGUGGGAUUUAAACAAAGAAGUCUUAGUGCGUAAUACAUGUACAUUCUGGAGUCAAGGUAAAUUUAAUUUGGAUGGACGAAAAGAUGGAUCCUCGCUUUAUCACAGAAGGAAAUCUGCCAAAGAAGUACAACGCAGCAGAACCUUUUCUUCAGGUCUGGCAUCUAUCCACAAUUCCAGGGAACCUGGAACACCAAAGCAUAAUUUUGCAAAAGAGAUUGGUCAUAGAACAGAAUGUGAGACUAAUAUGUAUAAGAGAAGAGUCUAUGCCUCUCAGGACUCUGAUUCUUCUUCUUCUUCUAAAGCAAAGUUUUCUAUGGGAUAUGAAAGCCAGACAAGCAAAGAUCUGUCAGAGGCAAUUCCACACAUCGUUUUGCAAUCAGAAUUAAGUUUGGAAGCCCGAAGAGUUUUGGCAGCUAAAGCACUUGCAAAUAUAAAUGAAUUUCUGGGAGAGGAUGAAGUGAAGCAGAAGGUAGAAAUGUGGCAGAAAGAACUGAAUUCUCGAGAUGGAGCUUGGGAUAAAAUCUGUACUGAGAGAGAUCCUUUUAUCCUCUGCAGCUUGAUGUGGUCCUGGAUAGAGCAACUGAAAGAACCCAUUAUAUCGAAAGAUGAUAUUGACAUGUUGGCAAAAAAUUGCACAGAAUCACAAGAAGCACUUUACUUACUGAAAAAGGAACAGUGUCAGACUAUCCUUUGUAUUUUACAUUGUGUGGUGAACUUGCAAAUGCUACCAGCUGAUGUGGAGGAGGCCUUACUUGCUCGUGCUAUUAAAGCUUUCACUAAGACAACCUUUGAUUCUGAAAAUGGACCAUAUGUUUACAAUACCCUGAGAAAAGUAUUUAAACAAACACUGGAAGAAAAAAGAAAAAAGUUCAAAGAAGGAACAGAAAAUCCUACCUGAUUUCUACACAGCUAUUCUGAAGAAUUCGAUGGGCCUACCAAAUUGUUUUUCAUUCUUUAGCUACUGUAUUUUGUGCUAUUUGGCAUGAUUUACCUAACUUUAGAUAAUAAUAGUUAUUAACAAACAUUUUAAGUGAGUUUUAGUGACAAGUGUUUUAUCUACACAAUUCUAAAGAACAGCUCAUAUGUAACUGUACUGUAGCAUCUGGUUACAAGUAUUAUGCUUGCAUAUUGUGAACUGUUCUCUUCUUUUUAAAUGUAUUUAUUGAUUUAGGAACCUCUGUUAUUGGCAUGCUACAUUAUUUGCAAGUUACAUGACUGCCAUAAAAUCAGUGCCAUGGUACACAAUGGAUUGAGUUUGUAUUUAUAUAUUAAGUAUGUUUACAUUGAAGUUAUUUGAUUUUACUUUGCAGAAAAUAAUACUGACUGUACUUAAACUCCUUUUCUUUUAGAAAUGUUAAAAUAAAACUAAG
This is a messenger RNA of Rhea pennata, 2821 nucleotides long. RefSeq names its product protein tyrosine phosphatase domain containing 1 (gene PTPDC1). Bases 1 to 2349 code for a protein of 782 amino acids. The transcript is spliced from 9 exons. Gene Ontology annotation, biological process: cilium assembly; protein dephosphorylation. Gene Ontology annotation, cellular component: cytoplasm. Gene Ontology annotation, molecular function: protein tyrosine phosphatase activity; protein tyrosine/serine/threonine phosphatase activity. The record is from RefSeq and is a predicted model, not a curated record. Lineage: Eukaryota; Metazoa; Chordata; Aves; Rheiformes; Rheidae.